UCGCAGAGCAAGGGAUGGUUUUCCCAUUUUAACAACAUGAAGUUACUCCCUGCAGCACUGCCUUUGGUCCUGCUGGUCACUCUGCGGUUUUCCUCCGCUGUGAGUCCCACAGACUGCAAUGAUGCUGAGCCUGUGGCUCGGAAGGCUCUAGACCUGAUCAAUAAAGGACGACGGGAUGGUUACCUCUUCCAGUUGCUGCGGGUCGCUGAUGCCCACUUGGACAAAGCGGAAUCCAUAGCGGUCUAUUAUUUAGUCUUGGACGUGAAAGAAUCUGACUGCCCGGUCCUAAGCAGGAAACACUGGGAUGACUGUGAGCUAGAUUUUUCUAGACGUCCAUCUGACAUAGUGAUCGGACAGUGUAAGGUGAUAGCUACAACAUGUUUGGAUGAAUCUCAGGAUCUCAGAGUGAAUGACUUUAACUGCACCACAAGUUCUGUCUCCUCGGCACUGGCCAACACUAAAGACAGUCCAGUACUCUUUGAUUUCUUUGAGGACACUGAGCUCUACAGAGAAGAAGCUGACAAAGCUCUGGAGAAGUACAAAAAGGAGAAUAGUGACUUUGCCUCUUUCAGAGUGGACCAAGUGAAGAGAGUUUCAAGAGCGAGAGGAGAAGAGAGAACCAAUUACUACGUGGACUUCUCAGUGAGGAACUGCUCCAGAUACCACUUUCCAGGGUACUUUCAUGUCUUUGGAUUCUGCAGAGCGUAUUUAUCCUAUGAUGCAGAAGCCUUUGACUUGGCACCCCAAAACAUUGUCAUAAACUGUGAAGUCUUCAACCCUAAGGAGCACCAUUUGGGCCAUCCCCUCCACUCUGGUGAGCAUGAACAUCCUCCUGCUGACAGGCCUCCAUUUAAGCCUGGUGGACCUAGAGGUCACCGUCAUCCCUGUAAGCCACAUGAAUUUGGAUGCCCACCUCCUCUAGAAGGCAAAAGUCACUCAGGCAGACCACCAUUUCCAGCAGGACCUCCUCCACCAUUUCCAGCAGGACCUCCUCCACCAUUUCCCCCUCCAGGGUUAAGAUGCCGUCACCCUUACUUUGGCACCAAUGGGGCCCAUGGACCCCCUCAUAAUUAUAGUUCAAGUGAGCAUCAUCCCUAUGGACACCGUCCCCAUGGACACCAUCCCCAUGGACACCACCCCCAUGGACACCAUCCCCAUGGACACCGUCCCCAUGGACACCAUCCCCAUGGACACCAUCCCCAUGGCCAUGAUUUCCAUGACCAUGGACCCUGUGACCCACCACCCCAUAACCAAGGUCCCAAAGACCACCAUCGUCGUGGCCCACCACCUAGGCACUCAGGAGAAAGAGGUCCAGGUAAAGGACAUUUUCCCUUCCAUUGGAGACAAAUUGGAUAUGUUCACCGACUCCCUCCACUAAAGACAGGUGAAGUUCUUCCUCUUCCCGGAGCCAAUUUUCCCAGCUUCUCAUUGCCAAACCACAAUAAUCCCCUACAACCAGAGAUUCAGCCCUUUCCUCAAUCAGCCUCUGAAUCAUGUCCAGGGACAUUCAACAAUGAAUUUCUACACAUCUCAAAGUUUUUUGCAUAUACAUCUCUAAAAUAAAAUCUGAUGUCCUUGAUUGGGGCAAAAUGAAUCAUGUUCUGAAUUAGAACCAUAAAUAAAAUGUGACCAG
Molecule: messenger RNA, 1633 nt
Organism: Camelus dromedarius (Arabian camel)
Lineage: Eukaryota; Metazoa; Chordata; Mammalia; Artiodactyla; Camelidae
Gene: HRG
Product: histidine rich glycoprotein
Exons: 7
Coding region: 37-1563 (508 amino acids)
Biological process (GO): negative regulation of fibrinolysis; heme transport; regulation of platelet activation
Cellular component (GO): extracellular region; endolysosome; blood microparticle
Molecular function (GO): heparin binding; cysteine-type endopeptidase inhibitor activity; serine-type endopeptidase inhibitor activity
Source: RefSeq, a predicted model, not a curated record